Messenger RNA from Amphibalanus amphitrite, 1693 nucleotides. RefSeq names its product probable dimethyladenosine transferase. The transcript is spliced from 8 exons. Gene Ontology annotation, molecular function: rRNA (adenine-N6,N6-)-dimethyltransferase activity. The coding region runs from base 209 to 1129 and encodes 306 amino acids. Gene Ontology annotation, biological process: rRNA methylation. The record is from RefSeq and is a predicted model, not a curated record. Lineage: Eukaryota; Metazoa; Arthropoda; Thecostraca; Balanomorpha; Balanidae. Gene Ontology annotation, cellular component: mitochondrial matrix.
CAAGCGAGCCCACAAGCAGACAGCAGAUAGUAUAUAGAAUAGGGAUUUUGUUUUACUACGGUCCACUGUCCGCGCGCGACCACGUACGUGCAUUACAUGCAUUACACGAAAGGGGGUGGCACAGCGAGAGGCGUUCCGCUUUUUGGAUUUCUUCUAAAAAUAUCUGUUAUCUUCUGUCUGGUCCCAUUGGAAGCAGACAUCUGCAGUCAUGCCUAAAGUAAAAGGAGAGAAGAAGUCACGAGUUCACAAAGAAGUACAGCAACAAGGUUUGAUGUUCAACACGGACCUAGGUCAGCAUAUUUUGAAGAACCCGUUGAUCAUCCAAAGUAUGGUUGAUAAGGCAGCCCUGAGGUCAACAGAUGUUGUGCUGGAAGUGGGUCCUGGAACUGGAAAUAUGACUGUCAAACUGCUGGAAAAAGUGAAGAAGGUCAUUGCAUGUGAAGUGGAUCCAAGGAUGGUGGCCGAGCUUCAGAAGCGUGUCCAAGGCACACCCCUCCAGCAGAAGCUGCAGAUCAUCGUCGGAGACGUGCUCAAGAGCGAGCUGCCGUUCUUCGACGUGUGCGUGGCUAACCUGCCGUACCAGAUCUCGUCUCCGUUCGUGUUCAAGCUGUUGCUGCACCGGCCGUUCUUCCGCUGCGCCAUUCUGAUGUUCCAGCGGGAGUUUGCGCAGCGGCUGGUGGCGCCGCCCGGGGACAAGCUCUACUGUCGCCUCUCGGUCAACACUCAGCUGCUGGCCAGGGUCGACCACAUCAUGAAGAUUGGCAAGAACAACUUCCGUCCGCCUCCCAAGGUGGAGUCGAGUGUGAUUCGGCUGGAGCCGCGCAAUCCGCCGCCGCCCAUCAACUUCAAGGAGUGGGACGGCCUGGUGCGAGUGGUGUUUGUGCGAAAACACAAGACGGUGGGCGCUGCGUUCCGACUGGCCACCGUCACCCAGAUGCUGGAGAAAAACUAUACCACAUGGUGCUCCGUCAACAACAAGCCGGUCCCAGAGGGAUUCGACGUCAAGCAGGCUGUGGAGCAGAUCCUCACCAACGGCGGCUUCAUGGAGAAGCGGGCUCGGCACAUGGACAUGGACGACUUCCUCGGUCUGCUACAGGCGUUUAACGCCGAGGGAUUCCACUUUACGUGAUGGUUGGAGCUGGAACUGCACGAUGGAAUCUAUGUCGCUCCUGAUGAACUGGGGAGUGGAGGCGUUAGCACCCUUCCUGCUACAGUGACCAGCGAUAUGCAGGUAUCCGGCCCUGAAGGGCCGAGGUGUCACCCUUAUCUCUUGGGUGCCGUGUGGGACGUGGGUGGCCGUCCAUACCAGAUACUGCCUUCAGGCUGGACGCCAAUGUGCUAUUGAGAUGAAGAGCCUAAUGAAGAUAAGUGACUUGUUUGAUAUGUUGAUACGACGUAUAACAAUAGUGCAGGUGGGUAACGUUUUGUGAAUAUGCUGAUGGUGACUGGAAAUAUUACUGUUGUGUGUUGUACAAAAGGUGAAUGAAUAUCGAUGCACGCUUCUAUGUGCGAAAAGUGGGAUGGGAGGAUGCAUUACAAUGCAACCUCCGAUCCCUCUGGAGCCGAUAAUUAUCGGCUCCAUAACUUGCCGAGUGUGCAGCAAGUGCGGUGAAACACUGACUGCCGCGGCAACGUUGAUGGCCGGUGAUGAAUUACUUUGUUGUUGGUUGAAAAUAGACUGAGGUGUUUAGAA